Penicillium samsonianum is the source of this 2148-nucleotide messenger RNA. RefSeq lists its product as uncharacterized. Gene Ontology annotation, molecular function: carboxy-lyase activity; DNA-binding transcription factor activity, RNA polymerase II-specific; DNA binding. The record is from RefSeq and is a predicted model, not a curated record. Lineage: Eukaryota; Fungi; Ascomycota; Eurotiomycetes; Eurotiales; Aspergillaceae. Bases 1 to 2148 code for a protein of 715 amino acids. Gene Ontology annotation, biological process: DNA-templated transcription; regulation of DNA-templated transcription. The transcript is spliced from 5 exons.
AUGCCAACUUACCCUAUCCGUCGCCGCCCGCGCGAGUGCAAGACCUGUCUACCAUGCCGAGCCAGCAAAGUCCGCUGCGAUCGCAACGUCCCCUGCGGCAAUUGCACCAAACGAAACUUCACCUGCUCCUACGGUCGUCCGUCCUCUGCGAAACCCGCCCCUCCUACAGUUGUCACUACCUCUUCCACCCCAUUACAGCAACCUAGCUUUGUCUCUCCCACGAUCCCCGCAUAUGCAAAUUCGGCUCCCACGAUCGAUGGCUCAUAUGCAAUCGAUCAUCCCUCGAGCGCCAGCGCAGAUCCGGAUUUACCGGACAUAAUUGAUAUCUCCCAGGAGGAGUGGGAUGAAAUCAACACCAAGAUGGUCGCAAUGGAACAGAUCCUCGGCAGUCUGCACUCGCUCUUCCAAACACACUCCACUCACAAGCCGCCAGAACCAGAGCCAGAACCAAUCGAACGAAAAGGUUCCAACCGGUCGGAAGGUGUCUACGGGUCGAAUGUCUUGAAGACGGGCGCGGUCCAUCUUGGGUCGCGGUCGGCCCUGGUUGAUAUUUUGGAUAAAUCGAAGAGGUCGGAGGACACAGCGCAGGCGCUGCCCCAGGAUGAUCUUCUUGCUGAGCUUGCUUUGGGGAAUGAGUCGGCUGCAUAUCCCUUUGUGGAUUUGUGGUCGUCCGAUCCGGUCACAUUCAAUAUUGCCGGUGUUUGUGCGGUUCUUCCAGAAGACGGACGGUGUUUGGAGUUCCUGGCGUUUUAUCAAGAUAUAGGAUCAGUUUUAUACCCAGUGCUUUCGGACAUCUCACAAUUAGAACAACAAACCAAACGACUUCUCAAUAAUCGACGACGAGCAGGGGGUGUCUAUAAACCCGAUGCCAACGGUUUAGUGAAACCGUUCGGGAUGCCGUUGGCUUUUCUCAGUCUGCUUUUUGCGGUUCUUGCAUCAGGAUGCCAGCUGUCUGAUAUCCCGGAAACCGACCGUGAAUUGACCUCAUGGGUAUACGUUUCCUGUGCGUAUCAAUGUCUUCGGAUGUUGAAUUAUGUAUCGCAACCCACUGUAGAAGUAAUUCAGAUUCUUCUCAUCAUUAGCAAUGUACUUUCGUACAAUAUGAAUGCAGGUGCAUCAUAUACUUUGCUUGGUAUGACGGAGCGAAUGUGUCUUGUGCUUGGGCUCCAUGUUGAGUCGAGCGGGUUCUCACUUGCAGAGCAAGAAGUGCGAAGGCGUGUCUGGUGGACAAUGGCCUUCCAGAACAGCCAUUUCUCACUUGCCUACGACCGACCCUCGAUCACCAUGGUCAGCCAGCCUGAAAUUCCAUUCGAUCCGAAAUCAAUGCCAGGUCAUCGCUCAUAUUUCGAGACUCUCUGUCGCAUUGUAUCCUUGGCUUUGGAAGUCCUGCGGUCGCGUAUGUAUCCCGGAUCGUCUCAGUUACGCGUCCAUGAGAUCCGUGAGUAUAAACAACAGAUCCAGCGCAUGCUCACUGAAGCGACUCCUCAUCUGCGGUAUCGAGACAGAUGUCGGUCUCUAGCCGAGCAUAUUGAGCGAACCGAAUUGCGCCUGCACUCUUCAUAUCUCCUCUCUGUCUUGUGUCGCGUCUCACUCGACCCACAUGCCCAUUUGGACGCAUCGCGUCGCGCAAUGAUCCGCGAAGACUGUAUCAGUAGCCUGAUCAACACAGUCGACGCAUUUGUCGAAUUGCACGAGAUCAAUUCCCACUGCUCACGGUCCUGGAUCAGUCUGCAGCGAAGCAUUGCUUCCGCAUUUUUGCUCGUUGCAAAUGACGACAGCCCCCAGACCUGGCAGCUGAUCGACAGGUUGGAGAUGGUCCUGGCGGACCAUGUCUAUGCAGACGGUGACACGGACCAAAACAACCGCACCGACUCUGCCAAGCAUCUUUCUUCGUCUCUCCAUGCUCUGCGUGAGAUCCGUGAGGCCUUCAGCGCUCGCACGGGUAGUUCGGCAGGGCAAUCAUCCAGCACAACAUAUUCCCCCCUUGUGUUGCCUUCCCCUCCCUCUCUCGAACCUAGCCCCAACAUGCCAUCAACCAUCAAUGCAGGUCUGCAGCCGAUGGAAGGUCUGAGCAUGCGGAAUAUCCUUGGUCGUGUUUCGGAUGUGAUGUUGUUCCCCAGCAUGAGCGGGGACCAUCCAGUAGUGUAA